Messenger RNA from Rhododendron vialii, 1230 nucleotides. RefSeq names its product calcineurin B-like protein 3. Bases 281 to 955 code for a protein of 224 amino acids. The transcript has 10 exons. Lineage: Eukaryota; Viridiplantae; Streptophyta; Magnoliopsida; Ericales; Ericaceae. Gene Ontology annotation, molecular function: kinase binding; calcium ion binding. The record is from RefSeq and is a predicted model, not a curated record. Gene Ontology annotation, biological process: calcium-mediated signaling.
CCAGAGCCUACUCUUGCCCGUCACCUGUGUAUAUAUUCUCCCUCCUUCAAUCGUUUUCGCAUCAGACAUAAGAAACACGAGUCCCUGAGUCCCUCUCACCUGCAGGGACUACGUAUCAUUAUCACUGCAGCGGGCGCUGCAUAAUCUGAACUGAGCUAGGGUUUCUGUUGAGAGAUAUAGGAGAGUGCACCUGUCUGUUCGAUUCUCCGCUUUUGGGUUCAGUAAACAGUAUCCGGAAAUGGUCAACAGGUAUGGAUUGUUUUGAUGUGCAAGCUUUACCAUGUUGCAUUGCUUAGACUGGGUUAAGCAUUUAUGUGCUCCCCUACUCGGCUGUUGUGAUCUUGAUAGACAACCGAGAGACCUGGAAGAUCCUGAAAUUCUUGCGAGGGAUACAGUGUUUAGUGUAAGUGAAAUAGAGGCACUUUAUGAGCUUUUUAAGAAGAUUAGCAGUGCAGUAAUUGAUGACGGGUUGAUCAACAAGGAAGAGUUUCAAUUGGCAUUAUUUAAGACAAACAAAAAGGAGAGCUUGUUUGCCGAUCGGGUAUUUGACUUGUUUGACACAAAACAUAAUGGCAUCCUAGGCUUUGAAGAAUUCGCCCGCGCCCUUUCUGUAUUUCAUCCAAAUGCCCCUAUUGAUGAUAAGAUUGAGUUUUCAUUUCAACUCUAUGACCUCAAGCAGCAAGGUUUCAUUGAGAGGCAAGAGGUGAAGCAAAUGGUAGUAGCGACCCUUGCAGAAUCUGGUAUGAACCUUUCAGAUGAUGUCAUAGAGAACAUCAUUGACAAGACCUUUGAGGAAGCUGAUACAAAACAUGAUGGGAAGAUUGACAAGGAAGAGUGGAGAAGUCUUGUUCUGCAGCAUCCAUCCCUAUUGAAAAAUAUGACCCUUCAAUACCUCAAGGACAUCACCACUACAUUCCCAAGCUUUGUAUUUCAUUCUCGGGUUGAAGAUACCUGAUACCGGUUCUGGAUUUGAGGAUUUCUGCAUCCUCGUUGCUAUUGCUUAGUACUUUCAAGGGAUGAAGAGAAAUGCAGCCCUUUUGUUUGUAGUAGGACCUGAUGGUAGUUCGGCAUUGUAUUCUUCAUUUUUCACAAUGAUUGCAGGUUGUGUAUUUUUUAUUUUUUUUUACCAAGAUUGUUGAUUGCGCAUGUGAGUGAUGUCUGUGGAUAAACAGUACUCCAUAUGGAGUAAAUUUUCAUACGUUGAGCUGUAUUAAGAUUUUUUUUCCCGAA